Molecule: messenger RNA, 878 nt
Organism: Plectropomus leopardus (leopard coralgrouper)
Lineage: Eukaryota; Metazoa; Chordata; Actinopteri; Perciformes; Serranidae
Source: RefSeq, a predicted model, not a curated record
AUGUCUCCCCAGGCUGAACACACUCAGGCUGAACGCCUCCUCAGGCUGAACACUCAGGCUGAACGUCUCCUCAGGCUGAACACAGUCAGACUGGAUUUCAAACCGAUCCUGUUGGGCACCGCCGACCCUCGCAGCCCGAUGGCCUCGUAUCGGCGAGUCGUCAACAGUCAGAAGUGUGUGCGCGCCGGCGGCAAACACAACGACCUGGAGGAUGUGGGCCGAGACCAUUCCCACCACACCUUCUUUGAGAUGCUUGGGAACUGGUCCUUCGGAGACUACUUCAAGGAGGAGGCGUGCAGCAUGGCGUGGAGUCUCCUCACAGAGCAUUAUGGGAUACCUGCAGAUAGACUGUACGUGUCGUACUUUGUGGGCGACGCUGACUCGGGGCUGGCGGCUGACGAGGAGACUCGACAGAUCUGGUUGGAGGUCGGCGUGCCUCCUGCUCGCAUCCUGCCCUUCGGGCUGAAGGAGAACUUCUGGGAGAUGGGGGACAUUGGCCCCUGUGGCCCCUGCACCGAGAUUCACUACGACCACGUGGGAGGACGCGACGCCGCGGCACUCGUCAACGCCGACAGUCCCGAGGUGGUCGAGAUCUGGAACAUAGUCUUCAUGCAGUACAACAGGUGCAAACAUACCUAGACCAGGACCCCCAAACCUGGCCAGGGGCGCCAUGUUCCUGUGAUUUUACGAUCUGAGGGUCUGGGCCCUCUGUGCUGAUGGGGUUUUCUGCUCUCUGAUUCGACAAAAGCUGUUCCGUGUCAGUCACGUAUGUUUAUGGGGAAAAAGAAAAUGUUUGGAGGGGCUGAAUGUCAGUGUGUGCUGGUUAAACUGGUCAGUUCCCAGUGUGAUUGUGUGUGUGUGUGUGUGUGUGUGUGUGU